This is a messenger RNA of Cajanus cajan (pigeon pea), 1699 nucleotides long. The record is from RefSeq and is a predicted model, not a curated record. Lineage: Eukaryota; Viridiplantae; Streptophyta; Magnoliopsida; Fabales; Fabaceae.
AGGAGGAACGUGGAGGAUUAAGAUUAAGGUGAAAUGAAAUGACGUAGAAGAAAUAAAUGAAUCCGGAAGCAAUUAUAAAUACAAGUUACGAUCAAAACGAAUCUGCACAUAAAAAUCUAGAGCUUCCGUGGCACUGAUUGCUUUGCUAGUAGCCAAGAGAGAACGGUUUUCUGUUUCUUUCCCAUUUUCAUCCCAACAACAUGGCGGACACCUACGUUUUGGCCACCCAGAAGCGCAGCCGCUCCGACCACAUCGACGCCGCCGACGCCAAGAAGCUCGCCACGCAGGGGACCGCGGACCCGGCGGCGGCUCUGGCCAGCGCGCGCCACGAGUUCGGGGAGCACGGCGGCGUGAACAUGUCGAUCGAGGCCUCGGCGACGUUCACGGUGAUGGAGCCGGAGACGAUGCGGCGCAUGUUCGCCGGCGAGCUGGGCCCGGACCGCGACUUCUUCAUCUACAGCCGCCACUUCAACCCGACGGUGCUGAACCUCAGCCGCCUCAUGGCGGCGCUGGAGGGCACCGAGGCGGCGUACUGCACCGCCAGCGGGAUGUCCGCGAUCGCCGCCGUGCUCCUCCAGCUUUGCAGCCACGGGGGACACGUGGUGGCCUCCAGGGCGCUGUACGGCGGGACCCACGCGCUCCUCGCGCACUUCCUCCCCCGCACGUGCGGCAUGAGCACCACCUUCGUCGAGGUCUCCGAUCUGGACAUGGUGGAGGCGGCGAUCGUCGAGGGCAAGACCAAGGUCCUCUACUUCGAGUCCGUUUCCAACCCCACUCUCUCCGUCGCCAACAUACCCGAGCUCUGCCGCGUCGCCCACCGCAAGGGCGUCACGGUGGUCGUCGACAACACCUUUGCGCCCAUGGUCCUCUCGCCGGCGCGUCUCGGUGCUGACGUGGUUGUUCACAGUAUCUCCAAGUUCAUCAGCGGUGGGGCCGAUAUCAUCGCAGGUGCUGUGUGCGGGCCCGCGAGUCUGGUGAAUUCAAUGAUGGACCUGCAACAGGGAGCGAUAAUGCUGCUGGGCCCAACAAUGAACGCGAAGGUGGCAUUCGAACUAUCGGAGAGAAUCCCGCAUUUGGGGCUAAGAAUGAAGGAGCACAGUCAGCGCGCGCUGGUCUUCGCAAGGAGGCUCAAAAGCCUGGGCCUGAAGGUAAUCUACCCGGGCCUGGAGGAGCACCCGCAUCACGAGCUGCUAAAGUCGAUGCACAACAGGGAGUACGGGUACGGUGGGCUUUUGUGCAUCGACAUGGAGACAGAGGAGAGGGCCAAUCGGUUAAUGAACCAGUUGCAGAACUACGCCCAGUUUGGGUUCAUGGCUGUGAGCCUGGGCUAUUAUGAGACCCUGAUGUCGUGCUCUGGCAGCAGCACCAGCAGUGAGUUGAGCUCUGAGGAAAAAGCCCUAGCGGGAAUCUCACCGGGCCUGGUGAGAAUGUCUGUAGGGUACAUUGGGACGUUGGAGCAGAAGUGGAGCCAGCUGGAAAAGGCACUCACUCGACUUCACAACAAGAAUUAAGUUGCUGCUUUUCUCUUGCGUUGCAUCAUGCAUGCACCCUUCUCUACUAGCUUUAUCUUUAACUGUAUGCUACCUGUCUCGCUACUCCAUAUCUAGAGGAUAUGCUUAUCAAUUCCCCCUUUCGUCUUUAUUUUCGUACAUGCAGAAUUACUUUUAAAUUAAACGUGCUUUGGUGGAUCGUUGCUUUA